Lactuca sativa (garden lettuce) is the source of this 1646-nucleotide messenger RNA. RefSeq names its product putative protein phosphatase 2C 24. Gene Ontology annotation, biological process: protein dephosphorylation. Gene Ontology annotation, molecular function: cation binding; protein serine/threonine phosphatase activity. The record is from RefSeq and is a predicted model, not a curated record. NCBI's taxonomy places the organism in Eukaryota, Viridiplantae, Streptophyta, Magnoliopsida, Asterales, Asteraceae.
UUCACGGGCAGUUACCCCGUGGCGACACCAAAAAGCUUCCCUUGAGGUCCCUCUUGUUUCUCUUUAGUCUUUAGUGUCCCCUUUAAACACCUCUCUCUAUCUCUCUCUUCUGCCUUCAAUUCGACAUAUAUUACGAAUCUUCACCAGGAUUUUGUGUACAGUGAUGAAAUAUUCUUGAACAUCGGUUGUUUAUGAUCGGAGACUUAAAGACGGCUGUUUUAGGGGUGGCGGUGGUGGUGGAUUAUGGCGGAGAUUUGUUGUGGGGUUGUGAGUGAGAACGAGGCUUCGCCGAAUUGCGACUCGAAUUCUCAAUCAGCGAGGCGUAAAAGGAUGGAGCUCCGCCGUGUUAAGUUUGUGGCCGGAGUAGCGACGCUUGAAACGGAGAACGGGGUUAAGCAAGCGAGAUUGUCGAUCUCCCCGGCGUCGUUCUCACGUGAGUGCAGCGACGCUUUCCAGAACUGUAACACUUCGGAAAUUAAACCGAAAACGGAGGACGAUGGGGUUGAUGUUGUUAAGCCUACGCCUUUAGUGGCUACAAUUUUGAGACCUUCGGGGUCUGCUGUUUUUAUUGACGCGGAAGCGCUUCCGAAAUUCGGUGUUGCGUCGGUCUGCGGACGGCGGAGGGACAUGGAAGACGCUGUCGCUAUUCAUCCUUCGUUUUUAACCAGUGAUGAUAAUCAAACGUCUAGUUUGCACUAUUUUGGCGUCUACGAUGGCCAUGGUUGUUCUCAUGUCGCAACCAGAUGUAAGGAUCGGCUUCACUUGCUUGUGAAAGAAGAGUUGAACAAAAAGGUGGAAUCGGAAUGGACGAAAACGAUGGAGCAAUGUUUCAACCGAAUGGACAAGGAAGUAAUAGAGUGGAACCAAGGCACCGUCGCCGGCAACUGCCGGUGCGAGCUUCAGGCGCCGGAGUCCGACGCUGUUGGAUCGACGGCGGUUGUUGCGAUCAUGACUCCUGAUAAGAUCAUAGUCGCAAAUUGUGGCGAUUCUAGAGCUGUACUUUGUCGGAACGGAAAAGCAGUGCCUCUAUCAAACGAUCACAAGCCGGAUCGUCCAGAUGAGCUCAACCGGAUUCAAGCUGCCGGAGGGCGAGUUAUAUACUGGGAAGGUGCUAGAGUUCUCGGAGUUCUGGCCAUGUCUAGAGCCAUCGGCGACAAUUAUCUUAAACCUUACGUGAGUUGCGAGCCGGAAGUGACGAUUACAGAUCGGGCGCCGGAAGAUGAGUGUUUAAUAAUUGCGAGUGACGGACUGUGGGACGUGGUGUCAAACGACACCGCGUGUGGAGUGGCGAGAAUGUGUCUGAAAGGGAAGAGACCGGCGGCGAACAUGAAGAAUCCGGCGGAGAGCGAAGAGUCGGAGUUGGGGAACUGUGACAGAGCUUGCUCUGAUGCAUCGAUGCUACUGACAAAGUUGGCGUUGGCACGGCGGAGCACGGAUAAUGUGAGUGUUGUGGUUGUCGAUCUGAGGAAGAAAUGAAGAAUGAUAAUGACAUUUCGCCUUGGAUGUGUUUCGACUUUUGAGGGCAAAAACUGAAAAAUGAAACUAUGGGGAAUGGAAUGUUCAUCUCCAUCUUUUAUGAAAAAUUAAGUUUAGACGAUUGUAAUUAUUUUUCAUCAACUUAAUUGGUUGUGCUUUCUUAAUUCUCA